Messenger RNA from Danio aesculapii, 1308 nucleotides. RefSeq lists its product as uncharacterized. Gene Ontology annotation, molecular function: monoatomic cation channel activity. The transcript has 3 exons. Lineage: Eukaryota; Metazoa; Chordata; Actinopteri; Cypriniformes; Danionidae. The record is from RefSeq and is a predicted model, not a curated record. Bases 151 to 987 code for a protein of 278 amino acids.
AGUGAAAGAAGAAAAUCUAAGAAAGAAGGAACAAGACAAAACAACUCCUACUUUGACUGAACACAGGCAUCCCCUGCACAAGUUGUCUGACGAUCUUGUGGAACAAACUACAGACAUUUUCCACUUACUUGAUACAGAAGACUUUUGAAAAUGCCACUUAAACCCUUUGUUAAAGUAGUGGGUAACCUGUUGUCCAAAAAAAAUGCCAUCACCUCAGUUCCAAUGAGUUUUUUGUUAGUAGGUUUGCAGGCGCUGAUUAAUGUGCAUUUCUCAUGCCCUUGCAUAUAUGCUUGGAAUAUAACUUUAUCCAUUUUUGUCCUUGUUGUUCCUGCUUUUUUUGCUUUUGUCAUAAUGCUUAUGCUUCUAAAACCUUGGAAAUAUAAGCAUAUACACACAGCCCGUAGCGGUUGUCAAAAAUCAAAAUGUGGAGGAAGUUCUAUGAAAAACGAAAACAACAAAGGAUCUCAAGAACAAGAGAAAAAAGUACAGAAUGAAAGUAAAGAAACUUGGUCUCAAACCAAGGAGAGUUGUGAAUGGGUUUUGUUGGCUUGUCUGAUUCCACCUGUCGUGUGGAUCUGCAUAUAUUUCAUUGAUGGCGACUAUGUUGCAUGUGCUGCGUCGAAUUGGAAUGGACGGUAUGCCUGUGAUAAAGAACUUCAUCCCGUUUGUUUGAACUGGUGCAAACCUAACGAAGAACAAAAUGAAACCGAAAAGUACGAAAAAACCCUGGAAGCUAUUCGUGCAUCAAAGAUAUGCGGUUAUGUCAUUGCCUUAGUCUGCUGCAUUGUAGCAAUGGGAUGUGUUGUACAUUGGAAUGACUGCUGCUGUUCAGCCAGCGAAAGUCCAGAAAGUAAAGGUGAUGGAGAGGAAACACAUGAUCUGUUGAGAAAGCCAGAAAAGAAACAAGGAGAAGAACAUGAGAUGGACCAGUUUCAAGAUGAGGACUCAACAAAGAGGCAUCCAAAUCAAGAUGAUAAAACCGAGUAGAUGGUGAAGUAUAGACCAAAUCCAAUGGUCUGCUUGUUAUUUUGCCACAUCUGAAACUCUUACUCUCACUUUCUUAUAUUAUCCUUUAAAAUGUUAAUAGUUAUUGCAUACUGUGUGUUUGCUGAUUUAAUCUUGCUUGUAUCAUUGCAGAUUAAGUUGAACAUUACUAAUAGUAUGGUUUUUGUAAAAUAGUUUUAUUUAGGAUAUGUUUGAUUAUCCUGGCUGUCUUAAUAAAGUUUGAACUAUUUUGGUGUGUUGGUUGUGCCUCAGCAUGUACACAUUUUCUUUUCUUUAGUGCUGUAAGCUGAGAUGUUUUGCUAU